Molecule: messenger RNA, 8726 nt
Organism: Pundamilia nyererei
Lineage: Eukaryota; Metazoa; Chordata; Actinopteri; Cichliformes; Cichlidae
Gene: hivep1
Product: HIVEP zinc finger 1
Exons: 9
Coding region: 621-8525 (2634 amino acids)
Biological process (GO): regulation of transcription by RNA polymerase II
Cellular component (GO): nucleus
Molecular function (GO): zinc ion binding; DNA-binding transcription factor activity, RNA polymerase II-specific; RNA polymerase II cis-regulatory region sequence-specific DNA binding
Source: RefSeq, a predicted model, not a curated record
CAUUGUUUUUGCUGACUUCAUUGCACACAGUUAAAUGCCAGUAAUGCCCUUUUUUCUUUUUAGCUCUGCUUCUAAUGACUGCACUGCAUGAACCCGGAGCACACAUGCUCCUGCAGCCCGCUCUGCAUCUAAUGCUUAAUAUUUCUCAGUCUUGUGAUUAACGCACUCAGAGCCAGUGGGGGCUGCUGUUGCAUUUCGCCCCUCAGGUGUGAAAUCAUCACUCUUUGGUCACCUGAACGGGACGCAGCAUUGUAUGUUGUUCUCCCUCGCUCUCGUUCUCUCUCUCUCGUGUUAGUAUCGGGGUGUUUCCUCGCAUAUCUGUGCGCGCACAAACACACAGGCAAGCAGUCAGGCUGGCUGGCAGACGGACUGACAGACAGACGAAACGUCUCUCUCCUCCUGCUCCCCUAGCUCGUCCGCGCCGUCGACCCCUGCGCUCAAACACCACCCGGCGAGGAGCCCCUCUUCAUGCGUCUACUGAAGCCGAGCUUGCAUGUGUUUUUGUGCGACCUGCUGCAGCGAGUAUGUGCCAAGACUGCUCAGGAGUCGACUCACCUCAAGGUUAACAGCCACUCCCCCCCCCCACCCCUCAAGAUGCACCUGUGAACUGAGGCGGAAAGAUGCCGCGCACCAAGCAGAACAACCCCAAGAAUUUAAAAGAUAAAAUCGAGGAGGCACAGAAAGAGCUUAAAGACCCCAAAGGCUCACAGAAAGGGCUAUCUGACAGCAGUCGAAGAAAUGCGGACAGCAUAAAGGGUCUUAAGAGGAAGAAGGUUGUUGCAGAGAAUCAGCUAAAGAAAAUUCCAAAAUCUCCAGUGAAGAAGCCCCUGCAGUCAAAAACAUCUGCUGAAUCUGCUCUCCGAGGAUCUUCAUCCAAGGAAACUCCACAUUCUUGCUCCUCCUCCUCCAACAGUCCUUCCCACAAUCUUUCAACAUCGCCCAGUGGAGAAAGUGACCAAAAGUAUGCUCAACCAGUUGCAGCGUCCCCUGACAAGGGGUCAUUUUCUGCUGAGGCUGAAAGGCUGAAGCAGGAAAAAUCAUCUUCUAGGCCACCAUCGCUUGAGCUCACAGCUGGUGAGGAGGACACUCUGAUUACUGCUAAAGGAACUCUAAAGCCUAAAGAAAGCAAAAGCCAAGACUCCAGCUUUGACGGAGAUCCUUACGCCAACAGCGCUCCACUUGAUGUUCUACUUAAGGCCAUGGAGCCUGAUUUUAGCACACUGGCUGAGAGGAAAGCCUCGAUGCAGGUCACAGCCAUCGGUAAAGCCAGUGGUGAAAUCACAGCAAUGCCAGGUGUCAAUGUUGGUCUCCAGGCCCAACCUUCCCAUAUGCAGACCUAUUAUAUUGACAAACAGGGCAAUGUCAUUGGCAUUGCAGCGCCAAUACAGGGAAAUCUACAAACAGCUCCACAGGGUACCGCUCCCCUUGCUACACCGCAUUUUAUGCCCGUUGCUUCCAAUCCAGAAAAUCCUAGCUUGCACAUAAACUUUAAUGCAGGACCAUCUACUAUAACUCAUGCUCCUGUUCCCUCUGGCUCAAGUGCUUUGCCACAAAGCCAACCACCAGUUGUGCACACAUGCCAGUCCCUCUCAGCCAGUGUUCCCAGCAGUAUUCAGGUCCCAGUUACACCAGGCAGCAACCAAGUUCAGAUGACCACUGUUAUGACCUUUGGUGCUGAACAGGUUUCCAAGGACCAAAAGCCUAAAAAACCAGGAAAGUACGUUUGUGAAUACUGCAACCGGGCAUGUGCAAAACCCAGUGUGCUGCUCAAACACAUCAGGUCUCACACAGGAGAAAGGCCAUAUCCCUGUGUUACUUGUGGCUUCUCAUUCAAAACCAAGAGCAACUUGUACAAACACAAGAAAUCACAUGCUCAUGCCAUAAAACUGGGUCUCAUUGCACGCUCCGAAUCAGGAGGUGGAUCGCUAUCUCAAGAGUCUGACAAAACCACAGGAACACAUUCAGAGGCAGAGGAGAGUGGAGACAGCGAUGAGGAAGGUAGCACUGCCGACUUAGACCCCGACUCGUCACAGAGCAGCGUGGCUGCUUUGUCUGAAAACAGUUUACUGAGUGCAGGUGGAACACAAGCCAACCAUGGGGAAGUGGACUUAUCCGGUGUUUCUGACUCAGUCAAAUCAUCCCCAGCUCAGAGAGCUCACGAGCCUAAAGUAACAGCUGCACUCCCAAAAGUUGUUGUGUACCCAGUUAAUGUCUCCCCUCUGAGAGCGGAUAGUCCGAGAGUUACAGGAGCAGCACCUGAGCAAGCUGCUGCACAACGACAACGAGACUUCCAGACUGCCAGUCUGAGAUCGAAUAUCACAGUCUUGUCAUCGCUGAAAGGGGUGGAUGGUGCAAAUCCCUUACUAGAAACCGUCAGUGAAGAUGAAGACCAACACUGCAAGUCUCCACUGUUAAGUGGGCACGCUCAGCUUCAGCGGCAACAAGCAACAGACUUUUCUCAGCAGCAACAGCCUAAGUGUCUACUUAGUCCACGUAGUUUGGGAAGCACUGAUUCAGGUUACUUCUCACGUUCUGAAAGUGCUGAUCAGGCCAUGAGUCCACCCAGUCCAUUUGUAAAGAUAACUCCACCAGUAGAUGUUGAUAUUGCCAAGAACACUCUUCCUAAUGUCCCUCCUGUGGUUGCCUCAGUCAUGCAUGUAGCACAUGAGCAGAGACCAAGGGCGAUAGACGGACAAAUGCGUCCACGAUUAGAAGCCAGUGCACGCUCUUUAGAAGAACGAAUUACAAAGUUGAUAUCUGAUAAUGAGAUAGUAGUUGACAACAAGCAGCUGGACAGUGUAAAGCCAAGGAGGACCUCUCUUUCAAGGAGAGGUAGCAUAGACUCCCCGAAGUCAUACAUAUUUAAAGACUCUUUUCAGUUUGAUCUUAAACCAAUGGGAAGAAGGUCAAGUUCCAGCUCAGACAUCCCCAAAUCUCCAUUCACUCCCACAGAUAAAUCAAAGCCAGUAUUUCUUCUUUCUGUACCCCCCCAAUACCCACCGAUGGAUUGUUUGCCAAUAACAAGGAGCAACUCUAUGCCUACUACACCAGGACACACUGCUCUUCCCCUUAAUGUUGCUGCUGUCCCCCAUCCUUUGCGCAGCAGCCAGUCAUGUGAUGACAAAAUUAGUGCACUAAAUGACGAUGUAUUUUCAUCAGCUCCAUCAACCCCAAAUCCUGCAAUGCAUUCUCGUACCUUGGUCAGACAAAUAGCAGUAGAGGACUUUUCCCACAAUGAGAGACAUGGUCUCCCCUCUGUUCGCUCCAUGGAUGAGGGCUAUAUCGGACAAAGCAAUUCUGCAGAGCACAUGCAAAGAAGCAGGUCUUUUGAACACAGUCAGGAAAGAAACAGAAAACCUCAGCAGACUAAAGGCACGAUGUAUGAGUGUGAAACGUGUCGUAACCGGUACAGAAAGUUAGAGAACUUUGAAACUCACAAGAAAUUCUACUGCUCUGAACUUCAUGGUCCAAAAAACAAACCAAUGGCUGCCAAAGAAACUGACCAAGAUGUUUUUCAUGUUAAUUUACAGCAGCCCAUAGCAGGAGCAACCACAACUGGGCCAGGGGUACUUGAUCAACAGACAUCAUUCAGGAAGAGGAGGAAAAUGAAAAGUGUUGGUGAUGAGGAUGAUCAGUCUCCAACUGAUACUAGUGCACCUUGCUCUGUUAGUUUUGAGCUACCAGCAGUUCUGGCAAACAGGAAUUUUCCUCACCAUGCUGUAAUAGUAGAUAUACAACCCAAAAUCAACCAGCCAAAGCUACCUCAGAUACAGCUUGUAGCAAGAGGCAUUAAUUCUCCAGAUUCCAGACUUUCGCCAAUACGAGAGACCCAGAUCAGUACCCCUGCUAAAGGAGACUUGCAAAGGCAAGGCAGCGGCACUUCAGUCAUCAGACACACCAACUCUCUCAGCAGACCCAAUUCCUUUGAGACAGAGUCUAUUGACAGGAUCUCUCCUGUUGAUAGCAUGGAGAAGGAUCCCCUGAACAAACCCAAAUCAGAUGCGGCAUCUGGUGUCUUAACUGAUGGUUACCAUGAAACCAUAUCAAAACCUAAGAGCACGGAUUAUGGAAAACAAAGAAAGGAGCAGUGCACUGAUAGGACAGUGGCACCAGUUGGUGAACACUCUACUCCUAUCCAUCAGUCCCGCCUUGUUCGUCAAAAUAACAUUCAAGUUCCUGAGAUUUUAGUCACAGUGGAACCGGACAGAGAACAUGAAACACAGACUGCUGAACCAGCAGAUAAACCUGCAGAUCAGUUCAGCUGGCCUCAGAGAAGUGAGAGUUUGUCAAAGCUCCCAGCAGAGAAACUUCCCCCUAAGAAGAAGAGAAUUCGUCUGGCUCAAAUGGAUCAUUCAUCGGGCGAAUCCAGUUUUGAAUCGAGCCUCUCACGAAGCCUCAGCAGGGACAGCAGUCUUUCUCGCGGCUCCAGCAUCUCAGCCUCUUUUGACAGAGAUGAGCCAUCUAGAUCGGAGAGUCCUUCUCGAGGAGAGUGCGUUGGUAAAAUGCCCGAGACUCAGUGUUUGCCAACAGCUUUCAACACCCUUGGUGUGCCUGGAAUGAUGAGGCGUGCCGCAUCUGAACAGAUCACUUGUACUCAACCCUCUGUGGAGAUUUCAUGUGACUACCGCAGCAAAUCCUUUGACUCUGGCAAUGUAUCUCCAAGUAGAUCUCUGUCACCUGCUGGACAGCCAAAAAGUGGACAACUCUCCCAACUUUCCCAGGUGCCACUAAUUGAAAGGAGACGGGGGCCAUUAGUUCGGCAGAUGUCUUUAAAAAUUGGACCUGAAAGUCAGCAACCUGUUAGGAAAGCUGCCGCACCUUUAGAUAAACCUCUCAUUGGAAAUGUUAGCUCUUUCACUCAGAACAGACCCCAGCAGAUUCACAUUACUAGCAGGCGCGCAGUGCCUCAGCCCUUUGUCCUGCACACAGAAGAACCACCACUGCAAAAGAAUGAGCAAAUGGUGCAGAGCAUUAAUUUGGGUAGCCCAACUCAGCAGCCUCAAGUCCAUGGCCUUCCACAUCCUUGGCACCAAACAUCAAGGGUUCAAAUUUGCCAAAAGAUACAACAACCACUAAACCAGAUCUUGGUUUGUCGAGAGAACAUCCAAAACAAACCAGCUGACACAGAAGAAAAAAAACAUUUUGUGCCCAAAUACCAACUACAGUGUCCAGCUCUGAGAACAGGCCAAACCUUUUCCUUCUCUGGCACACAGGGAGCUCAGAUAGCCCUGCCAGUUUUAACAAUACCAAUUGCCAAUCCGAUUUUGAGCAUUUCAAAAUCAUCUGAUGUAAUCCAAAAUUUGUAUGUAGCUCAACCCAGUCAACAGGCUGCAGACAGUAAAACACAGACGGUUGUUUUGUCGGGUGAACAGCGAAGAGAAUCAUUUGAUCAAACCCAAGGAAGUGCUGUACCACUACCACAGAUCUUGAUAACUCACGAGCAGAUCCACCCUGCUCACUCUGUGCCCAAUAAAAAUAGUCUGUCGUCGACUCCCAGUGUGGAAAGUGAUUUUCGUGUUGUAACAACUGCAAAGAAAGAUAGGACUCAAGCUCAGACAGGAGGCCCUCAUAACCGCACUGUAGAACAAACUCCUCUUGGGUCUUUACAUUGCACGCAGAAACUGGCAUCAGUAACACUAUGCCCGCAGCAGGAACCCACUGCAUCAAGCAAACGAAUGUUGUCACCUGCAAACAGCUUGGACAUCUACAUGGAAAAGCACCAAAAACGAGCUAAAGAUGAGCAUGGUGUGGCCUGCCUCACCGAUGGACGAUCAGUCAAUUAUCUUAAUUCCAAGAUGUCAGAGGUGACCCGACAACGGAAGCUGACACUCGUUAGGCAGGUGUGCACAACUGAACCAGUGGACAGUCCCAUUGAGACGGAGGCCCCACCUCUGCCCCAGGUUAAGUCAGAUGGGGAGAAGGACUCAGAGGCUACUGAUGAUGUUAAACCUAUGUCACCUGAUGGUGCUGGGAUAGAAAAAGAUACAAUAACUGUUAUUCAUGAAGAGACAGGCCCUAUCCUGAAUACUACACUUGGUAGCCAGGGAACCUCCAUGCCAGCCAACAACAAUCUGAAGCCUCAAGAAAAAGCUGAGGAACAGAGGUGGACUCCAGCCAAAUCCCCAAUUAGGCCCUCCAGUUUCCACGGUGGUCAAGUGAAAUUGACCACAUCUGUGUCUGUGGUUAACACAAAAGACAGCCACCGCCUGUCUUUCCCCAGCCUGAAGACCACCACCACUUUCACAUGGUGUUUUUUGAUGAAAAGGAAACCUCUCCAUGUUCAACAGACCGACCUGAAGACUUCAGCAUACGCUACCUGGACAGCCAAACCCAACAACCCUAACCCACUGGGGUUGCCUACCAAGGUGGUCAUGUCUUUGUUUGACUCCAAGCAGAGCUCCAAGAAAAUACACUACACAUCAGCCAUAAAAACAAGUGGGAAAUCGGACAUCUUGUCUUACUCAGGCAAGCUGAAGGAUGUCAUGCCCAGGUUGCCAGUAACCCAAAAGUCUGUAUCAGUUGAAACCAAAAGUAAAGUGCAGCCAGAGACUCAAGCCAGCAACGAUUCAGACAAGGACUUGGUCACUACAACAGAACCGAGGCGAAUCAAAAUAUUUGAUGGCGGGUACAAAUCUAACGAGGAGUAUGUUUAUGUACGUGGCCGUGGGCGAGGUAAAUACAUCUGUGAGGAAUGUGGGAUUCGCUGCAAGAAGCCGAGCAUGCUGCGCAAACACAUCCGUACUCACUCUGAUGUCCGGCCGUACCAUUGUGUCCACUGCAAUUUCUCCUUUAAGACGAAAGGCAAUCUGACCAAGCACAUGAAAUCCAAGGCCCACAGUAAGAAGUGCAUGGAGAUGGGGGUGCCUGACGGUCUAAUUGACGAUCAGGAUGCUGAGGACUCUGGAGACCGCAGUCAGGUGAGCAGUGCUGACCGCCAAGAUUCAGAUGGAGAUGACUCCGAUGGUCCUGAUGAUGAGGAGAAUGAUGACAACGAGGAGGAAGAGGAGGACAGCCAGGCAGAGUCGGGACUCUCUACCAAUCCUUCUGUGUCUGCAAGCCCGCAGCACAUCUCUUCCAAAGAGGCUGACGUCCCUCCUAGCGCACUCCUAGCCCAGAUGUCGAUCAGCUCCAUCUCCCUCCCUCUGUCCCAGCCUCCAGUUCCCGAAUCCCACACAACAUACUCCGAAUCUGUCCCCAUGAUGAGCCCCGUGUUCCUGAGCAAGCAUUCGGGGUCCUGCUGCAGUCAAAUGGCUUUCCUUCACUCUCCUCCACCUGUUGCCACCACAUCAGAGUCCUACACCUCAGACACAGAGUCGGUGCACAUGAUGAGCCCAGUGUCACCCUGCAGGCAGAUGUCCAUCGACUACCCAGACUUUGAUGUGCCCCCUAGUCCCCCAGUGCAAGGCAAGGGCUCCAAAAUAGGCCAGGACACCUCUGUGUCUCCUGCUGUGGCAACCAGUGAGUCAAGUAUACCAGUGGACCGGGGCACACAGACUUCCUCCUUUGGUUCUCAAGUUCCUUCACACUUCCCCCUACAGGGUGUAUCACAAACACCGGGAGCAGAGACCCAGACUCACCUGUUCAGUCACCUGCCCCUGCACUCUCAGCAGCCGUCUCGCUCCUCUUACAGUAUGGUUCCAGUUGGGGGGAUCCAGCUGGUCCCUGCUGGCCUGGCGGCUUAUUCUACCUUUGUGCCAAUCCAGGCAGGCCCCGUCCAGCUCACCAUCCCAGCUUUGAGCGUCAUUCAUCGAAACACGAGCCCGUUGCCAGCUCCCAACACUCCACCCCAAACGGAGAGCUUGCCAACUCAGCCACUUGUGGUCCAGGAACCAAUCAGCAGUGUUGUACCCUGCUUCCCUCUAGGGCAGGUUACUGGCCUGCAGGCUCAAACGAUCCAGCCAGUGGGUCUGGAAACACUUAACCUCAUGGGACUGACCAAUACAGGCCUGGCAUCCACACAGCUGCUGCCCCAGCAAGGCCUCACCCUCAAUGCUGCCCUCGGAGUGCAGGUUUUAACUGCCAACCCCACCUCCCAAAGCGGCACUGGGCCGCAGACACACGUCCCAGGCCUGCAAAUAGUAAAUAUUGCCCUGCCUGCCAUCAUUCCUUCGCUCAGCCCUCUGUCCACCCUCAGUCCCCUCCCCGGGUCCUCUGAGAGGCAGGGAAGCCCUGAAGCUCUGGGAACACAGCCACCUCAUGGUGAACACAGGCUUGGUUCACCACCCACCCCUUUUAAGGUCAGCUCCUCUCCAGAACUGACCUCAGGCAGCAGGGCUAGCCCCAGAGGUAACAGUGGAGCAGAGCUCACACAGACUGUGGCGAGGGAUGAACGAGAAAAAUCCCUCCAGCAGAAUCCAUCACCAGCUCCUGAGAGUCAAGCAAGAAGCCCCAAACAGCCUGCAGCUGAAGGAGCUGGUGAUCCUGCACCUCUACGACCGCCACCAGUGACCAGCUGGCAGAAGGUAGUUGAAGACUAUAACGAGGCCUCCAGUGACGAUGAAGACCGACUGGUCAUUGCCACCUGAAACCCUCAAGUGGAAACACUUCUUCUCCUUUUGUAAUUCUUGUCACUUUGUAAGACUGAAAACACUUUUCAGGGGUUUGUUUCUCAGCAAAUCACCUUUCAAAGCACAGAUGCUGACAUUCAUAUUGUACGUGCAAUCAUAUGACAGUUAUGAUGAUGAUGAUGAUGAUGAUGAUGACCAAUCAUUUAAUUUUUUCUUUUC